AUGAGCGCAUAUGCCUGCUCGCUUUCUGCGCUUUUCUCAUUCUUCGAGACUGUCUCCGGUGCUCCACUUGAGGUGAGAGAUCCCGCCGACAACCCUUUCAAACAUCCCGAUGAUACCUCAUCGUCAUCCUCUUCAUCAUCCGAUGAGUCGGACCCAUUUUCAGAUUGUAACGAGAUCAAAGUUGACACGGAUGACAUAUCACCCACCAACGAUGGUCCUACAGGAGACAGAGAAGCUGGUCUUGGAGUGGAAUUUGAAUCCGGCAUCAAUUUCAAAAGUGUUGAAGACUGUGGUGAAGAGAACACUUUCGCAUCUAAGGGGAAGACAGUCAAGGGCCACGAAUCAACAUAUUGGGAUCUGACAGUAGACACGACAUCCGAGAUGGUGAACUACCUUCAAGCGGAGUAUAUUCUUAACGGCAUCAAUAUCAAAAUUGGUAAAAACCAAGCUGUACCAGCAGCAAAGGCAAUCGCGAGUGACCUCGAACAAUGGGACCCUUACUUGAAGUCGGAUAAUCCUAGGACAAUUGAGAUCGUGGAUCCAGCCAAUGCAAAGUGCAAAACAUGGCAAAUUAGAAACCCAUCGAAGAGCGGUGACUGGAAAGCCAUCAAUUGGCCAGCUCAGGCUACAGCACCCCUACCAAUGGCUGCUCUUGACGCGUUAUUCAAAGAAGCGAAAACGAGCACCGUGUUGACCAAUCCUCUCUUGCCUGGAAUAAAAAGCCAGGUAAGCAGCAUGGUCUGGGUCAAUAACAACUUCUUCCAGAGCUCUCCCCAGGGAAUCACAGAAAAAGAUGUCACAGCAGAGGAGAGAGCGUUCUUCUCUCUUGUUAUCUCUUAUGUGAAGAAAAACCCUGGGGUCACGGCCGCCAAGAGCAUGAAAGAUAGAAGUCCUAUCAUGCCCAGAACGAACUUCGUGUCUUUGUAUGAGGGAGUGGAGCCUAGUCUAAAGGGCAAAGACCUCUACGAGUUAGUCCGAGUACUUGUAUGCUACAAGAAUAUUAAUGAUGAAGGCAGUAAUGGGGACCAAGUCGAAAUCGACACCCAAUGGUGCGAUGGGACUGUGGCAAAGCCGAAGCCGAAAUCAAACAUAGACUUCAUGUGGAAGCUCACAGUUAAUGGUAAAUCACCGUUUAAAAACAAUAACGAUUUCAAGGACACAGCGUCGUUCACUGUGAAAGAUUGGAUGGAUGGGCUCAAGAAUAGCGGAACCACACUGCCAGCUGUCAGAAAAGCCCUUGGGACCAUCGCAAAGGACAAGAAAGAGCCGCAGGGUGCUUUGGACUUGAUGGCCUUCUACGAUAGAUGGUUUGAUAAGCAGAUUGGAGCCUAUGACAAUGUCAGGGAACGUAUUGUUGGGAACAACGCCCUGUCAGUCCCUUUGUUCGAGUUUCGGAAUCUGGGGGCUUAUCUGGCCUCGGCAAUGGCGACUCAAGUGGACAAGAUUGAGAAGAAGGUCAUUGCAUAUCAUAAGACCUAUUCGACUUCAGGGACAUCCGCUAGUUAG
Penicillium daleae is the source of this 1506-nucleotide messenger RNA. RefSeq lists its product as uncharacterized. Lineage: Eukaryota; Fungi; Ascomycota; Eurotiomycetes; Eurotiales; Aspergillaceae. The transcript has 4 exons. The record is from RefSeq and is a predicted model, not a curated record. Bases 1 to 1506 code for a protein of 501 amino acids.